AUGAAGGCUUCAACCCAUUGUCCUGAAAGUUCUCCACCAGCGCUCCCUCCUGCAGGACAAAGAAACCAUCUCGCUGUUAGAAUGGAACCGGUGAUCACCCGCACUCACGGCCACAAUCUCUCAGCGCUCCCCGUCUUCAACUCCAGCUGCCGCUUCGACGAGGAGUUCAAAUACAUCCUCCUGCCCGUCUCCUACAGCCUGGUGCUUGUGGUCGGAUUUGUGCUGAAUGCAGCCGCCCUGUGGAUGUUUCUGAAGAUGCGUCCGUGGAACCCCAGCACCGUCUUCAUGUUCCACCUGGCUCUCUCCGACUUCCUCUAUGUCAUCUCCCUUCCCACGCUCAUCUACUACUACGCCAACCGCAGCCACUGGCCGUUUGGCGUCGCCGCGUGCAAAAUCGUGCGUUUCCUUUUCUACGCAAACUUAUACUGCAGCAUCCUCCUCCUCACGUGCAUCAGUGUGCACCGCUACCUGGGUAUUUGUCAUCCCAUUAAAGCUAUGACCCUGGUAAAGCCUCGCCAUGCCCAUUUGGUGUGUGGGUUGGUGUGGGCUGUGGUCACUGUGUGCCUUGUGCCAAAUCUGAUUUUUGUUACUACCUCCAGGAGGGACAAUGACACGCUUUGUCACGACACGACCAGCCAGGAUGCUUUCAACGAGUAUGUGGACUAUAGCUCUGUGGUCAUGGUGCUGCUGUUUGGGGUCCCAUUCACUGUCAUUGUGGUGUGCUAUUGCCUCAUGGCCAGGUCACUGUGCAGACCCAGAGUGGGAUUAUCUGCCAGUCAGCAAGGGAAUGCCUCUCGUCAGAAGUCUAUUAAGCUGAUCAUAAUCGUGCUGGUGGUGUUUGCGAUCAGCUUUGUUCCCUUUCACGUCACAAGAACAAUAUACUACACUUCCCGCGUGCUCGAUGCCAACUGUGAAUUCCUCAACGUGGUCAACUUCACGUACAAAAUCACCAGACCGCUGGCCAGUGUCAACAGCUGCAUAGAUCCCAUUCUAUAUUUUCUGGCAGGAGACCAUUACCGCUCCAAGCUUUUGUCCGUUCUGACGGGAAAAAGGCGACCCAUGAACAGCCUGGUCCAACAGCGGAGUCAAACACAUCCCAACAAUAACAUUGGUCUGGACUCACAGAAUAUAACUAUUAAAGAGGUGGUGACGGCGAUGAGCUAG
Knipowitschia caucasica is the source of this 1164-nucleotide messenger RNA. The record is from the annotation of a GenBank genome assembly. Lineage: Eukaryota; Metazoa; Chordata; Actinopteri; Gobiiformes; Gobiidae.